Messenger RNA from Microplitis mediator, 617 nucleotides. RefSeq names its product protein kish-A (gene ksh). The record is from RefSeq and is a predicted model, not a curated record. Lineage: Eukaryota; Metazoa; Arthropoda; Insecta; Hymenoptera; Braconidae. Gene Ontology annotation, biological process: intracellular transport; protein secretion. The transcript is spliced from 3 exons. The coding region runs from base 329 to 547 and encodes 72 amino acids.
GUUGUCAAAAACGGAAAAGUCCGAAGUUGACGGAAAUUUGACGAAAAAUUCAAGGAAACUUUUGUAAGUAAAUUUUUGCUAAAGCAAACUGUGCUAUUAGGGUAGCCAACCUUACAAAUUACGGAGCGUGGCACAUUUUCACCGUCAAGUCUAUCAGACGGGGACACAAUUACCAUCAAAUGAAAUGUCAACUCUCAGAUGUCAAUCCUGAAUCGGUUUCAACGAGUAAACUGUCAACAUGGCAAUGUUUAGUUGAAGAACCUUAUGUAUAUUAAUUUAUUUAAAUAUUGAUAAUAUUUUUUCCAAAGAUAAAAAUAACAGACGCAUUAUGUCAGCUCUUUUUAAUUUUCAAAGUCUCAUGACAGUGAUUUUAUUGCUAAUAUGCACGUGUGCUUAUGUGCGAUCAAUCAUGCCGCGUAUAAUAGAUGGCAAAAAAGUUGGCGUUGGAGGUAUAUUUUGGAAAUGUGCAAGAAUUGGUGAAAGAAAAAGUCCCUACAUAGCAAUUGGUUGUCUAUUUAUGGCAUUCAGUAUAUUAUUUUGUUCUUAAACAAUAAUUCUUUAAGCAAACAAUUAACUUUAACAAAAAAAUUUUUUUUUAAAUAAACUGAUUAAAAUUA